Molecule: messenger RNA, 912 nt
Organism: Acanthamoeba castellanii str. Neff
Lineage: Eukaryota; Discosea; Longamoebia; Acanthamoebidae
Product: MC family transporter: phosphate, putative
Exons: 4
Coding region: 1-912 (303 amino acids)
Biological process (GO): mitochondrial phosphate ion transmembrane transport
Cellular component (GO): mitochondrial inner membrane
Molecular function (GO): phosphate transmembrane transporter activity
Source: RefSeq, a predicted model, not a curated record
AUGUCGCAGCAGCAGACCGCCAUCCCCGCCCCCGUGGUUGCGCACCACGCCCCCGUCUUCGAUCUGAUGUACUACGUCAAGGCUGCUGUCGCCGGCGGUCUCUGCUGCUCCGUCACCCACGGCGCCGUCUGCCCCAUUGACGUCGUCAAGACCCGCAUGCAGCUGGACCCCCAGAAGUACAACAAGGGCAUGAUCUCGGCCUUCCGCCAGGUCGUCUCGACCGAGGGCGCCGGCGCCUUGGCUACCGGUCUGGGUGCCACUGCGGCUGGAUACUUUGUCCAGGGUUGGUUCAAGUUCGGCGGUGUGGAGUUCUUCAAGGUGAACAUCGCUCACGCCGUUGGCGAGCGCGCGGCCUGGGAGAACCGCACCGGCAUCUACCUGGCCUCGUCGGCCAUGGCCGAGUUCAUCGCUGAUCUCUUCCUCUGCCCGCUGGAGGCCAUCCGCAUCCGCUCCGUGUCGGACUCGACCUUCCCCAAGGGUCUCGGCGCUGGCGCUGCGCGCAUGUUCUCGACCGAUGGUCUCCUCGGCUUCUACGCCGGUCUGGGCCCCAUCCUCUUCAAGCAGAUCCCCUACACGAUGGCCAAGUUCGCCGCGACCAAGGGCACCAACCUGUCCAUCUCGCUCCUCUCCGGUGUGAUUGCUGGCGUCGUCGCCGCUAUCGUCUCCCACCCGGCCGACACGCUCCUGUCCAAGAUCAACAAGAAGGGCGCCGGCGGUUCUGGCAGCACGACCUCGCGUCUCUUCACCAUCGCGCGCGAGAUGGGCUUCGCCAAGCUCUGCCUCACUGGUCUCCCCGCUCGUUGCAUCAUGAUCGGCACGCUCACCGCCGGUCAGUUCGGUAUCUUCGACUCCGUGAUGGCUGCCAUUGGUGCCCAGAAGUUCCACUUCCACAACCCUGACGAGAAGCACUAA